Molecule: messenger RNA, 3206 nt
Organism: Trichobilharzia regenti
Lineage: Eukaryota; Metazoa; Platyhelminthes; Trematoda; Strigeidida; Schistosomatidae
Source: the annotation of a GenBank genome assembly
ACUUUUGUUUGAGUUAAUCUAAUCUACAACAAAUCCAAAUGAUGAAAAAAUUAAAAAUGUUUAAUUUUUUAUUUUAACAACUGAAACCACUCAAUAUAUUCAACAAGCUUUUAUGCAUACUUUUAUGCUUUCUAUGAACAUCAUUUUGGGAAUUAUUUUGAAAAAUAGUCAUAAUAAUUUAACAAAAGUAGUAAAUGAUAUUGAAUAAUGGAAAAUGUAACAUGGUGGAAUGAGAAACUAUGGAAAUCAUUUAUAGACCAUCCAAAUUCUGUUAUCACUAAAACAAGCGAUAUAAAACCAGUUGUAAGCGAUAUACGUUAUACAAGUCAACAGUCAAGUUUAAAUUUAAAUCGAAAUGAACAAUGGAAUAAUUCACAAACACCGCCUGUAAAUGCUCAUUUAACCUCGUCACAAUUGAAUUCUUCUACUGAUAAUAAAAGUGUACUUCAAAAUACAAUCAAUUUUCAGUCGAAAUCAAUAGAAUUUCAAGAUGCUUCAGGUAUGAAACCAUGUAAUCCACAAUUAUAUUGUAAUAAUUUAUUUCAUCAAAUCUGUUCUCGACCAGUAAUGAAUAACUUGCAAUCGAUUUAUGGGAAUAGAAAUCGUCCACUUGGUUCGUUACGUGUUUACUAUUUGACAAGACCACAUUCAGCAGCUACAAUUGGACGAUCAACAUCUUUGCAAAGGACUACAUCACACGAAUCACCAGCAUCAUCAUCAUCAAUAGAUAGAACAUUAUCAUAUAUGAAUAUGGUACCUCCUUUAUCUGCUAGAAGAUCAAGCAGUACUUGUCUCAAUCUCUCCAGAGAGUGUUCAUUCUCCUCUUUACUACAGAGUACAAACACACCAACUGUGAAACAAUCAAACGCUAUUGAUUGUAGCGGUAAAAUAUGCCCACUGCAUGAAAGAUCUACGACUCCUUUGGUCUAUGAAGGUGUAAAUAGGAAAUCCAUGAUUAGUAACAACAACAAUAAUAAUUAUUAUAGCUUAUCUACAAGAAGACGAUCAGCGCCAAAAGCUCGUACUACAACUACACUUUCUGAAACUUCACAACACACUUCACCCAAACCAAUUCGAAGGGCAUCAUCAGCAUGUGUAGAUGAUAAAUCCUAUAGAUAUACAAAUAAAUUCAUCAAUGAUUUCAAGGUAAGCAGUGGUCAACAAGAAUAUAAUCGUGCAUUAAGCACUGGGAAUGAAUUUAUACCACUAAACAGUACACGGAAAGUGAGUUAUCCAUCGUCAUCACCUAUGCAUCAGCCUGCACCAUCAGUUCAAGAGAAUGACACACGUAAAAAAGCCUCAACAACAAAAUCGAAUCAAUCAUCGUCUUUAUCUGUUAUCCCCUUAUCUUUUCAAAAUGUUAAAUAUUUCAAAUAUCCAACACCUCAGCGUAGAUCGAUUAAACCUACAUCGGUUAUAACAUCGAAUAAACAUCAACCGAAUAAAAUACCAGUGGUACAGUUGGAUACUGACAGAACUGCAUCAUUAUACCAGUAUGAUAAGAAAGUAGUUAAACAGACUAUCGAGACAAAUCAUCCCGACAACGAGGUAAAUUCAACACCAUUUAAAAGUGUUAAAAGUGCAACAGUUAUUCAACCGAAGACUGAAACGAUUCUGAAAGUUGAAGACAACCCAAAGAAAUCUUGUCUCAGUGAGACGACUGAAGAAUACACUACACUGAAAGAUGAUACAUAUGAAAUUACAGUGACUACUGAUAAGAUAGAUUACGAUGUAUCCGAUCAUGAUAAUAAUAAUGAUAAUAAUUAUAAUAAGGACGAGGAAGUAGAAGGAAUCACGAAACAUUCGGUUGAAUCAGAAAUACAAUCCCUACUAUCUGAAGAACAAAUACAGGUAACUCUGAAAGAUGCUGACUACCAGAGCUAUCCUACACCUAUCCUACACACAGAUAUAUCAAAUUCCUUCCAGAAGGAUGAAUGGAAAAUAAGUGAAGAAGGCGUAACUCCAUGCAAAGAUGCUGAAAGCAAAGAUAACACUUCAACGGAAACUACACAACUUCAGACAUUUUCAGAUAAGGAUGAAUUUUUACGUCUAGAUUCAUCCCACCAUCUGAUGAAAGUCAGUGUAACCCAAUCACUUGAAGAGCAAAAUUCAAAUGAAUUAAACACAUUGAUGAAUGAAAAAUCUGACCAGAUAAGUGAAACAAAACUUUGUGAAAAUAAUAAUGAACAAUCCAAUGAUAUCUUUUCAAAUAAUGAAGUUGAAAAUCUAUCUAUACAUAAUGAACUACCCGCGUGUUCAUCUACUUCGAACAAUCUUGAAUUACAACCAUCGCCAUCAUCAUCAUUCACAGUAUCACCUUCAUCAUUUCAGCAUCAUCUAUCAUAUAUGGAUGAUAAAUGGUCUUAUUGUACUACUACUACUACACACACUAGUACCAUUACUAUGAGCACUACUCAACCUAUAAAAUCAAUACUUAAACGUUCUAAAAGUUUUAUAAAACCCUAUACAACAAAUAUUAUAUCAUCAGAAAAGAUAAUGAGUAUACCAGGAGCAUCAAAUGUGCUGAAUGACAAUGUACAGAAUGAGUUCAUUAGUAGAAGACCGUCUUCAGCUAAUAAUUAUGCGUGGAAAUCCGUAUUGUCUACAGAUAAUGUCAACAAUCAGAUGAGUAGUACAACAGUUAAUAAUAAUAAAGUUUGGAUAAGACCAAAAUCAUCAGUACAAAAGAAUAAAUUGACUCCUGAGGAACCACAUUCCACUGGCAGAAUGAAUUCUAAUAACAAUAAUAAUAAACCCGGUGUACGUUUCGACAUAAAAAAUAAUGCUGUAUACGAAUUCUAUCCCUAUGAUAUAAUUUACAAAUCAUAAGUAUACGUAUGUAUAUUAAAUAAAAAAAGAUGUUUCAAUUCACUGAAAUAUACUCAAACGUGAAAGCUGGAAAUCACCAACAGUCAUGAAAUAUAUAUAUAUAAGGAAAGGGAAAAUGGAGUAAAAGAUCCAUGAAGGUUGGUUAAAACAACCAGAAAUUAGGUUUAUUGGAAAGUGGACAAGUGUUUUUUCUGUUUGUCUAUGACUAAUGAUUGUCUUCCUUGAUGUUUCUGCCUGUCUCUAAUUGACUAGUUAAGCCUUGUUAUCUACUAAUAAAGGCAUUGAAGAGGAUAAAUAAUCUUUAUAGAUUUGUAAAUAAUCUUGUACCUUUUUUUGUAUGUGUAUAAAUGCAAGUAAAUUUGUUGUUUAUUUGGUUU